Messenger RNA from Conger conger (European conger), 1781 nucleotides. RefSeq names its product vesicle (multivesicular body) trafficking 1 (gene vta1). The record is from RefSeq and is a predicted model, not a curated record. The transcript has 8 exons. Gene Ontology annotation, biological process: late endosome to vacuole transport via multivesicular body sorting pathway. Bases 123 to 1025 code for a protein of 300 amino acids. Lineage: Eukaryota; Metazoa; Chordata; Actinopteri; Anguilliformes; Congridae. Gene Ontology annotation, cellular component: multivesicular body.
AGCGAUUCAGGAAGCGGAAGACAUGAAAAUUCUGGUUUGUUUUGUCAGGUAGUUGAGCAUCUUUGAUUAAGAAUAGGUGUAUUGUUUUCAUUUUGUUAAUCGUAACACAAACUUGACUAGAAAUGGCUCUACCACCGCAAUUCAAAUCCAUUCAGCACCAUCUACGAACGGCACAGGAACAUGAGAAACGGGACCCAGUUGUGGCUUAUUACUGUCGGCUCUACGCUAUGCAGACGGGCAUGAAGCUGGACAGCAAAUCGCCAGAAUGCCGGAAGUUUCUGGUGAACCUGAUGGAUCAGCUGGAAACGAUGAAGAAAGAGCUAGGUGACAACGAGUCCAUCUCCCAGGAGAUUGUUGGCAACGCCCAUAUCGAAAACUAUGCCUUAAAAAUGUUUCUGUAUGCUGACAACGAGGAUCGAUCAGGACGGUUUCACAAGAACAUGAUUAAGUCCUUCUACACCGCCAGCCUGCUGUUGGACGUCCUCUGCGUUUUCGGGGAGAUGUCGGAGGAGAACGUCCAACACAGGAAGUAUGCGAGAUGGAAGGCGACCUACAUCCACAACUGUCUGAAGAACGGCGAAACCCCGCAGUCCGGGCCAAUGGAGGGGGAAGCGUAUGAUGAUGAAUUCGGGGCGGACGGUGGGAUGCCCUCCAUGUCCUCCUACCAGCCUCCCUCCUCCACCCUCUCGCCCGGGCCGGGGGGAGGCACGGGGACCAUGCCGCACGCCAACUUCAACAACAUCCAGAUCCCUCCUGGAGCCCAUGCACCCGCCAACACUCCUGCCGAGAUCCCUCCGCCCACAGACCCCGUCAAACCAGUGCCUACCCCCCGGAGCAUGCCUGCAGUCGACCCCUCGCUGCUCAACGCCAGCCAAGAGGGGGAUAUCCGGCUCACUGCAGAAGACUUCACGCGGGCGCAGAAGUACUGUAAGUACGCCGGCAGUGCACUGCAGUAUGAAGACGUCGGCACGGCCAUCCAGAAUCUGCAGAAGGCCCUGAAGUUACUCACCACUGGCAAAGAAUGAGGCCUUUGUCCCGGCAACCGCCGUAUCGCUCAUCUGGCCCGCAGAACUGAGCCGCCAUUACUCCCGCCUCAGCCCUACCAGAAGAAAGCAAUCCUGUCCGAGCCCACAAAAAUCACUGUAAACAACAAUAGCAUCUGUGUCUCUAAUGUGUGUCGGCUUCCCUGCGUAGCCUUCGCUCGGUAGGCCAUUACCAUAGAGGGGAACCGAGCAACAAAGCUUUCCGGUUUAUCAGAAUGCAUCUUGACCACCAUGCUGUAAUCUAUACAGGUGACAACGCCCCAGAUUCAUUCUACCCAACGUGCUGCAUUGCCCUGAAUUGCGUAUUAUACAUUCAAUAAUAUCACUGUUUUUGUUUUGUAGUAUUGUUAUUAAUAACAUUCACCAUAGCUAAAUUGUUGGCUAGUCGUUAGAAAUGUUUUUGCUUAAAUGAAAAGUACAGAAAAGGCUGGUUAGAUUGAAUCUGGGCUCACGUUAAUUUGCUGGUUCAUGCUGUUAUUGAAAGUUUACUCUGCUUGCUUGUGUGGUUUUGAAACAUGCAGGGGUGUUGGCAAUAGUAGGCAUUCAGGCUUGCUCCUAUACUGACCCUAACUUAGCCCAUAUUGGUUUCAAUAAAAACCAGCUGCAUUUGGAAGAUAUUCAUUUAACUAUUUACUACUUUUUUUUUUUUCACUUAACUUUUCCUGCUCUGUGGUGGAAGGAGUAUACCAACUCAUUACUUUGGAUGAACACAUUUGGCAAUUAAAAUGUUUAAAUGAA